Messenger RNA from Acipenser ruthenus (sterlet), 2172 nucleotides. Its product is annotated as intercellular adhesion molecule 1-like. The transcript is spliced from 8 exons. Gene Ontology annotation, molecular function: integrin binding. Gene Ontology annotation, cellular component: membrane. Lineage: Eukaryota; Metazoa; Chordata; Actinopteri; Acipenseriformes; Acipenseridae. The record is from RefSeq and is a predicted model, not a curated record. Gene Ontology annotation, biological process: cell-cell adhesion. Bases 130 to 2034 code for a protein of 634 amino acids.
AGGCAGCGACAGAGCAACACUCACUCCUACACCUGCUGCAUUGUAAAGCACUCGCCGAACAGCUACACACAUAGCUAUAUACACACCGUAUGUAUUUACGUAGACUGUAUAGCUAUAAGCAAACACAAAAUGGAAUUUGGAUCUUUGAUUGUCUUAGGAGUUCUGGUUCUCUGUCCAGAAGGAGCUGCUUCUGCUGUCUGUGAAGUGAAUAUGGACCCCUCUAGAGUCGUGGUGAGAUUUGGAGACCCAGUGACUGUCAACUGCUCCACAACACGUGAAGAUGUAUUGGGGGCUGGCUGGGAGUCUUCUGUUAACCCUGUGAAUGAAAUGAAUAGUAAAAUAGCAGUUUGGAAUGUCAGCAGCCUCACUGCUUGGGAUGCAGAGCCAAAAUGCUUUAUAAACUGCAUGAAUGAACCCCGUCAGUGUGCAGAAAAACUGGAUUUGGUUAUUUACAAGUAUCCAGAAAGCGUCUCCCUCCUUGCCCCUGACUUUAUGAAGAUCGGUGAAAAAUCCAAUAUAACGUGCCAGGUCCUAGAUGUGGCUCCUGUCAGAUAUCUCAGUGUGAAGCUGUAUAAGAGAGAUGAACAGCUUGGGAAUAGAAGCUUUACUCAUAACUCAGCAGUGUUUCCUGUGAAUCAAAGCGUCCCCUUUCCAGUAACACCAACCAGAGCAGACAAUGGAGCGGAGUACACUUGUGUGGCAGAGCUUCAAUUGGGACCCGGAGGACCGAAACCAAAUCCAGCAAAACUCUCUCCUCCCUUGAAAAUACCAGUAGUUUACAAGCCCAGUCUAUUGAGCGCUGCUGAAGAAAAUGUUGAAGUUCGUGAAGGGGGCAGUAUAGUUUUGAAAUGCUCCGCUGAUGGGAGCCCAGCCCCCACGUAUGAGUGGAUAUACCCCAAAGCUGAUAAUGUACAGGAGAUAACGAAGGAUGGAGUGUCUACUGUAAACAUCACAAGAGCCUCGUCUAGCAAUGCAAGGGUUUAUGAAUGCCAUGCUAAAAACAGAUAUGGGGUCGCAAGGAAGAACAUCACUCUUACAGUCAAAGGAGCUGCUUCUGCUGUCUGUGAUGUGAAUAUUGACCCCUCUAGAGUCGUGGUGAGAUUUGGAGACCCAGUGACUGUCAACUGCUCCACAACACGUGAAGAUGUAUUAGAGGCUGGCUGGGAGUCUUCUGUUUCCCCUGUGAAUGAACCAGAUAGUAAAAUAGCAGUUUGGAAAGUCAGCAGCCUCACUGUUUGGGAUGCAGAGCCAAAAUGCUUUAUAAACUACAUGAAUGAACCCCGUCAGUGUGUAAAAAAACUGGAUUUGGUUAUUUACAAGCUUCCAGAAAGCGUCUCCCUCAUCGCUCCUGACUUUAUGAAGAUCGGUGAAGAAUCUAAUAUAACGUGCCAGGUCCUAGAUGUGGCUCCUAUCAGAUAUCUCAGUGUGAAGCUGUAUAAGGGAGAUGAACAGCUUGGGAAUAGAAGCUUUACUCAUAACUCAACACAGUUUCCUGUAAAUGAAAGAGUCCCCUUCCCACUAGUAACACCAACCAGAGCCGACAAUGGAGCGGAGUACACUUGUGUGGCAGAGCUUCAAUUGGGACCCGGAGGACCGAAACCAAAUCCAGAAAAACGCUCUCCUCCCUUGAAAAUACCAGUAUUUUACAAGCCCAGUCUAUUGAGCGCUGCUGAAGAAAAUGUUGAAGUUCAUGAAGGGGGCAGUAUAGUUUUAAACUGCUCUGCUGAUGGGAACCCAGCCCCCACGUAUGAGUGGAUAUACCCCAAAGCUGAUAAUGUACAGGAGAUAAGGAUGGAUGGAGUGUCUACUGUAAAUAUCACAAGAGCCUCGUCGAGCAAUUCUGGUUUUUAUACCUGCCAUGCUAAAAACAGAUAUGGGGACAAGAUGAUGAACAUCACUGUUGCAGUUAAAGAUCAAGUUAUAAUUACAGGAGGUCGAGGUCGAUUUGUCUUUUGGGUUGUUGUUGGAGUGGGGGUGUUGGUGUUCGCAGGCCUCGUGGUCGGAUUCAUAUGUUACAGAAAAAGAGUGACUUGAGCCAUUGGACUUGGCCAGGAUGGAAAAGAAGACACGCCAAAACAUAUUUAAUAAGAAGAAGAAAAAGAAAAAGUUAAUUAAUUUAUGCUUAUAAACACAUUGUUUUAUGUGAAAUAAAAAAAUGUUCUAGAAAUCAAA